AUGGUCUCGCCGGCAAACACAUUCUCGGAUCUUCGAAAGACUAAGGAACCGCAUCGCCCACCACCAUUGAACCUGAAGUCGGAGAGCAAGCGAAGCGGCCGGGCCAAAGUGAAAGCCGUGCGUGGCAGCGUGUCGGGCCCCUCAAUUCAACCUUCACACUCCGUUGCCCACCGACCCACCAGCGCAGCCGGUACGGCUGGGGCCAGCUGUCGCACCCUCAAAGCCUCUGGACCAAAGCCCCAUAAAUGGGUCGAUAUGGAUCUCUCAAAAUCUCGACCUCGCCAACAUGCCGAUGGCCGUGAUGUCUCUCCGCAAGGCUCCCUGCGCACGAUCAUUGACCUCGACUCCCCCGCAGGCUCUGAUGACGAAUCCGAUAUAUCCCCACUCUCUGACGACCGCCCUCCUGUAAACUCAAAUAAGGUAUUAGCUCGAUUCUUUCCCGAACUGCAAAACAACUUCGUCCUCCCCGCGGCGGACGCUGCCGACCAGAAGUUGAUGCCCCUGAAAGGCCACUCUCGCCUCGAAAGCGAAAUACAUGCUCGCGUCCACAGCCUUUACCAAGGCGACACAUCAGGCCACGGUGAUUCCGCCGAUAAUGGUUACGGGUCGUCAAAUCGCAAUUACCGAAGUUCAGAUAACAGCAUUAAUGGUGGACAUGACGAUAACCACUCAGUACGUUCUCGAUCGCAAGGACCCAGGAUGAACUCGGUCCAACCGCCUCGGAGUAUCUCCGGCUCGACAAAAACCUCUAUGCAGGAUUUGAGAAACAAGCCCUUACCACUGGCCCCAGUCAUGGAGCCUGGCCGAUCGCAUGAACGCCCGCGUACCCAACGCUCCUCAUCAAGGUGCCCCGAUUGCGCCGACCGGUCCCGAUCUAACGGGCGCAGCCAACAAUCCUCUUCCAGAAGCCACCAGAAAUGCGCAAAGCACAGCGAACAUCGAUCACAUCGUCAAAACCACCACCCCCAUCAUUGGUCCGAGCAGGGUUCAAACCGGGGUAAUCCUCGGAUUACUCAUGCAUCGACCUGGCAGGCUGGACACGAAACCGACUAUCCGCGCUCUGGGGAGCACAGACUAGGGAAAAGGACUUUGUUGGUGCUGGAUGGUCCUCUGCAAAUCAGUCGCAGCAACGGUGGUGAUUUGGUAGCUAACAGGCCGGCUCCCCAGCCAGCGGGCAAGCCAUACUCCAGCUCCAUUCACUCGUCAAAUCAUUCCGGAUCUAAUCUUCUGGCUAUUGAUACAUCAAAGAAAGAUUCACCACACCGGGCGAGCAGCACCCGAUCCCCUCGUGAUUUAGCUUCCCUGAAGAAGGGUCACAAGUAUGCCAAAUCAAAGGACUCCGAUGAAUCGAUUAAGGAUGGAAAGGUGCCCAAAUCCCGGGACGAAUCGAAGGGCUUCUGGGGCAAAGCUGCGAAAUCGGAAGAUAAGAAAAAUUUUCGAACCUCUUUCUCUCUUUCGAUGGCUACAUUCCAUCGCAAGCAGGGUUCCCAGAAUGAAUCCCACAGCCGCCGCCUUAGCAUCUUGAGUUCGCGGUCAGAAACAUCCGUUGACCCCACGGCCGACAAGCCCAGCCCUACCGCAGAGCCUCCGACCCGUCUAUCGCGUCACCUCUCUAUCUCAGAAUCUAAUUUGGAAAACAUGUCCCCGAGCUCCCCGAAGCGCGAAGACCUUUUGCUGCAGCUGCCUCGUCUCCAGACCCACGACCUGGGGCUAGGGAAUCUCCUUGAUCAGUUUGCCCCCUCCUUGACAUCUACAUAUGAAACCGCGCCUGCUGCAUCCACUGAACCAUCCGAGGAUACAUCUUCGCAGCCACCCACCCCAACCGCACGACCGGCACCGCCUGCAAGCGCUGGAUCCGAAGCCCGUGAGGUAAUCAUUGCUGAACUCGAUGAUGGGAAACGAGGUACUGUGAUAAGAGUUGACGAGCCAGGACAGUCCUAUGAUGGUGUUCCAGUCCCAAAGAUGCGCAUGGUCUCGUCCGUCGCAGAUGAGAAGAUUGUGAUCGCAAACCACCGAUCGCGGGGUUCGCAGGCCUUUGUAUCGACCGCCAAGGCUAGCAGCGUGUUCCUACCACCUGAACAGGUAUACGAGCUUGCUGCGGCUCCUACGUCGCCACGGGGCUCCAUUCAUGAGCUAACAGGGGACAGCCGUCCCCGGUUUAGAGUUAAUUUCCCAAUAGAGGAAACCAAGGAUGUGAUCGUCGAGCUUCUUAUGGAGCGGAUCCCAUCACUGGAUGACCUUUUUAACCUGGCUCUUGUUAACCGCCGCUUUUACCGUGUGUUCAAGCAACGUGAGCUUACGUACAUUAAAAUGGCCCUUUACAAGAUGUCCCGCCCUGCUUGGGAGCUGCGUGAAAUGAGUCCUCCGUGGAACCUCGAGUGGCAGCUUACUAUCAACCCCGACUCUCAAGUCCCUGAAUAUGACCCAACCCUAUACCUUGAUCGAUACGCUCGCGACAUUUUUACAUUGGCCCAGCUCAAGUCAAUGAUACUGGUUCGAUGUGCGCCGUUCUUGCGUCGUGACACUGUUCGUGGACUGGCCGGGCUGGAUGACGAUCGUGCGGAGGAGGUUGACAAUGCUUUCUGGCGAAUCUGGACCUUCUGUCGUAUCUUCGGCAAUGGCAAGGGCCGGGAGAACGACUUGGAAGGCCAGGUGGACUGGCUUAGAGGCGGCCCCAAGGCCCGAUUUGCACAGACCUCGGACUCUACCAUGCCCGGGCCUUUCCACACGAAUGGGGUUCUCUUCGAACCACCGGAAGGUUUUGCCAAGGGCAACCAUGGCGGGCUUACUCCGAAGGAAUUAUAUGAUAUGACUGAAAUCUGGACCUGCCUGGGUGUCUUGGUGCAGCCCCUUCAUGGCAAGUGCAUUGAGGCGCGCAGGGUUGGUAUCUUCGAUGGCAUUGACGUUCCUGAGAAUGAUCCUGUCCGCGAGGAAACUGUCCUUGAGGAAUGGACCUCGUAUAUUCUCACUCUCGGCAUGUCAGCCGUUCUAGCUAUUAGUCCCUUCACUCCCAACCAAACCCCAGCCACCAUCUUAGAACGAGCGAAGGCAGUUGGUCUCACCAAGUGGCACCUCACUGAAGCCGGCACCACUCGUUCGUCAUUCCUCAAGGAAGCCGUUUCUCGCGUAUACGCGGACCAAGAUCGAGGCAUCCCCGCUGUCGCGGGCAUCGGAUCGCCUACCAGUCCAUCCGAGCUUCCGUCCCAAGAAACCCCAACCCGCGAGGAAGACCGCGAGCGCCAAGCAGGAUUCUCGCACGAAAUCCGCGCUCGCCGCCAUCUGGGAAACCCCACCGAUGUCCACAGCGGCUUCGGAGCCGAGCGCCCUAUGUCGGAAUUCAGCACCAUUCUCUCCAACCUCGAAGGCAUCGUGAACAACCACACCAAUGCGCACCCUGUGCCUCCCGUCCCACCUCUCGCAUAUGACCGGUCAUCCAACUCGACUGCCAGCCCUGCCGCCCCAGGCACCCCCAAUCAAAAUGUCACAACCGAGCCCAGCGUCCCCUCGGAAUCCAUCGUAGCAUCUGAACCCGAACCUCCCUCCGUCAAUCCGGUCAGCAGCCGCAGCCCACCACCACCCACCCAAACAGUAGCCCCACCCCCCAUGCACCCCCAAGUCCUGGACCCAGUCGACCGAGCUAUCGCUCGGAUGGUCGGCGAGCUAGGCUUCUACGAAGACGACGUCAAAUGGGCGCUCAAGAUCACCGAUACUGGCGAAGGCAUCGACGUUGAAGCCGCGGAGCAGCUACUCAAGCAAGAAAAGAAAAAAGCUGAUCGAAACCCCUUCAUCACGCGCGGCCAGGGGAAGAACUCGCUCCUGCUCUCCGUCAUGAAGCAGCAGGGAGCCCAGGAUUCUGGAUGGCGGUGGGCGUGA
Molecule: messenger RNA, 3873 nt
Organism: Penicillium chermesinum
Lineage: Eukaryota; Fungi; Ascomycota; Eurotiomycetes; Eurotiales; Aspergillaceae
Exons: 2
Coding region: 1-3873 (1290 amino acids)
Source: RefSeq, a predicted model, not a curated record